Molecule: messenger RNA, 723 nt
Organism: Cladocopium goreaui
Lineage: Eukaryota; Dinophyceae; Suessiales; Symbiodiniaceae
Source: the annotation of a GenBank genome assembly
AACGAGGAUGGGAACGGCCUUGCCUUUCACCGACAUGAACGAAAUUGGCUGCUGCUUCUAACUGGCACCAAGAGAUGGUACUUCCACGGCGGUACCCCCGUCACUGCCCUGCAGCGCGUGUCCGAAGAAAGCCUGAUCAAGGCGGAGGUUGAGGCCGCUACCGCAGGUGAGCUCCAAAGUCACGAGCAAAAACCUGGCGAAUGCAUGCUGAUUCCGGAUGGAUACUGGCAUUGCACCUACAAUGACCCUGCCGAACAAGACAUGACCUUUGGUGUGGGUGGUAUGGGCAGGUUCCACAGCGAGGUCGAGGCCCUCUGCGCCUUCGGCUUUUUGGCGGAGCUCCGUCAGACGAAACGCGAGGAGCUGAGCCAGGUGCCACAGCUGUUGUGUACAGCCGCCGAGCAGGAUCAGCUUCAAGUGCUGCAAUGUCUCAGCGAGAUGCUGGGUGUGGAUGCCUUGCAUCAGGCUGUGCCUGAGACCGGUGCCACAGCCCUGCACAUGGCCGCCAGUAGCGGCGCCGUGGAGGUGUUGGAAUGGAUGAUCAAGGUGGGUGGGCCAAAGUUGUCUCCCAACCUGCUGGACGCCCAUGGUGCCUCGCCCGGGCACUGGGCUGCGCGCGGCGGCAAGCUGGAGAUUUUGCAGCUGCUGCUGAAGGCCGGCGCCGACUUGUCCUUGCGUGACGCGCACAGUGGGGUGACGCCCCUGCACCUCAUGGCGGCCGAG